Molecule: messenger RNA, 1416 nt
Organism: Trematomus bernacchii (emerald rockcod)
Lineage: Eukaryota; Metazoa; Chordata; Actinopteri; Perciformes; Nototheniidae
Gene: gabrr3a
Product: gamma-aminobutyric acid type A receptor subunit rho3a
Exons: 9
Coding region: 1-1416 (471 amino acids)
Biological process (GO): signal transduction; regulation of membrane potential; monoatomic ion transmembrane transport
Cellular component (GO): membrane; GABA-A receptor complex; neuron projection
Molecular function (GO): neurotransmitter receptor activity; extracellular ligand-gated monoatomic ion channel activity; GABA-A receptor activity
Source: RefSeq, a predicted model, not a curated record
AUGAGACUGGCCCUCCUGGCCUUCAGACUGAUGUGCUUGGCCUGGCUGUGGCCCCUCACCCACAACAGCAGCCACUCAGCAAAAAAGAGGAGACACAAGGAGCACAUUGGAGAGAGCACCAAGCAGAAGCAUGGAGGACGAGUUGAUCUUAAACUGAAAAAGCUGGACAGCACCAAGUCUCUGCUAAUUAAAUCUGAGCAGCUGCUUCGGAUUGAAGAUCAUGACUUUGCAAUGCGGCCUGGCUUUGGAGGUUCUGCUAUUCCUGUCGGCAUUGAUGUUCAGGUGGAGAGCAUUGACGGUAUAUCUGAAGUAAACAUGGACUUCACCAUGACGUUGUACCUGAGGCAUUACUGGCAGGACGACCGCCUGGCCUUCCCCUCCAGCAGCAAUAAGAGUCGUACCUUCGACGCACGUCUUGUGAAGAAGAUUUGGGUUCCUGACGUGUUCUUCGUCCACUCUAAGCGUUCUUUUAUCCACGACACAACCAUGGAGAACAUCAUGUUGAGGGUUUUUCCUGAUGGCAAUAUUCUCUACAGUGUCAGGAUCACGGUGACUGCACUUUGCUCCAUGGACUUCAGUAGUUUCCCUCUGGACACACAGAAUUGCUCUCUGGAGCUGGAGAGCUAUGCUUACAAUGAAAACGACCUGAUGCUCUACUGGAAGAAUGGGAAUGAUUCUUUAAGGACUGACGAGAUCGUGCUCUCUCAGUUUUUUGUUGAAGAUUUCCAGCCUUCCUUCGGGCUCGCCUUCUACAGCAGCACUGGUUGGUACAAUCGGCUCUACAUAAACUUCCUUCUCAGGAGGCACAUCUUCUUCUUCAUGCUUCAGACAUACUUUCCCACCAUGCUCAUGGUGAUGCUGUCCUGGGUGUCUUUCUGGAUAGACAGGAGGGCUGUACCUGCCCGUGUCUCUCUGGGCAUCACCACGGUCCUGACGAUGUCCACCAUCAUCACCGGUGUCACAGCCUCUAUGCCACAGGUGUCUUACGUCAAGGCCGUAGACAUCUACCUGUGGGCCAGCUUCCUGUUUGUCUUCCUGUCUGUCAUCGAGUACGCUGCUGUCAACUACUUCACUACCGUGGAGGAGAUGAAGAGGCUCAGGAAGGCAAAGAUCCCAGACUCCUACGACGCCAACCAGGCUAUGGCGUUCGAUGGCUGUUUCCAUGACAAUGACAUCGACCUGACUCCUUUUCCAGACACAACCAGCACCUCAAACACAGAGAGGAACACGCAGUCUCGAAACUCUACCGUCUCCGGACCCACCGAGGGAACGAGGCUACGCCGCAAGCACCCUUUACUACAAAACCUUAGCUUCAUCAUGAGCAACAGCUACAUGAUCGACUCCUACUCCAGAGUCAUCUUCCCCCUGGCUUACCUGCUCUUCAACAUCAUUUACUGGAGUAUGUAUGCAUCGUAA